Molecule: messenger RNA, 1128 nt
Organism: Ambispora leptoticha
Lineage: Eukaryota; Fungi; Glomeromycota; Glomeromycetes; Archaeosporales; Ambisporaceae
Source: the annotation of a GenBank genome assembly
AUGACAAGCACAACUACUCGCAAACCUAUAAGGGUAUGGGUUGAUGGAUGCUUUGAUAUGAUGCAUUACGGCCAUGCUAAUGCUUUACGUCAGGCAAAAGCUAUGGGUGAUUUUUUAGUUGUAGGCGUUCAUUCCGAUGCUGAGAUUGAAAAAAAUAAAGGUCCCACUGUAAUGAAAGAAGAGGAAAGAUAUGCGGCAGUUGCAGCAUGCAAAUGGGUAGAUUUAGUAGUCGAGGAUGCUCCAUAUUUUACAAGUCUUGAACUUUUAGAUAAAUAUGAAUGUGAUUUUUGUGUGCACGGGGAUGACAUUACAACUUUGGCGGAUGGUACAGACUGUUAUCAAGCAGUAAAAGAUGCUGGUCGAUAUCGAGAAUGUAAACGUACGCAAGGAGUAUCUACCACCGAACUAGUUGGUCGUAUGCUGCUAAUGACACGUGACCAUCAUCAUCGAAGACACUCUUCAUCGUCUACUUCAGCACUAGCUUCAAUUAGCACUGAGGAUCUGACCACCUUUACUAGUAGUCCAUCAAGACAUUCUAAUCGACAAGAGACCAAAGUAUCGCAUUUCUUGCCCACUUCUCGAAGAAUUGUACAGUUCUCAGAAGGUAAAGAACCGAAUCCAGGUGAUAAAGUUGUUUACGUAGAUGGUACUUUUGAUUUGUUUCAUAUUGGUCAUAUUGAGUUUUUGAGGCGAGCUAAAGCGUUGGGUGACUAUCUUCUUGUGGGCGUUCAUGAUGAUCAGACAGUUAAUGCUAUAAAAGGAGUAAAUUAUCCAUUGAUGAAUCUUCAUGAACGAGUUUUGGGUGUACUCGCAUGUAAGUUCGUUGAUGAAGUCAUAAUUGGAGCUCCAUAUAGCGUCGACGAAAAUGUUCUAUCUAAAGUAUACGAAGUAGAUAUUGUCGCACAUGGUAAUACUCCUUCGCUACCUGAUUUGGAUGGUAAAGAUCCGUAUGAGCUCCCAAAAAAGAAAGGAAUUUAUCAGGAGAUAAUAAAUCCUUCAGCGAAUAUCACCACAGCGGGAAUUAUCGAACGUAUUAUUGAACAUCGUAAACUGUAUGAAGAACGUCAGAGACGCAAAAAUGAGAAAGCUGCGCUGGAAGCCCAGAUGGAGGCGGCAUCUAUCUCUUGA